Molecule: messenger RNA, 1857 nt
Organism: Pteropus alecto (black flying fox)
Lineage: Eukaryota; Metazoa; Chordata; Mammalia; Chiroptera; Pteropodidae
Gene: VPS37A
Product: VPS37A, ESCRT-I subunit
Exons: 12
Coding region: 323-1516 (397 amino acids)
Biological process (GO): protein targeting to membrane; protein targeting to vacuole; ubiquitin-dependent protein catabolic process via the multivesicular body sorting pathway
Cellular component (GO): ESCRT I complex
Source: RefSeq, a predicted model, not a curated record
GGGGCACGCAGAUGACGGAGGCUGGGGUGGUAAAGUGCUGGGCGGUCAGGUUGCCUGACUAGCUGGUUUGGCGUCAGGGCCGCGAAGGAGGGCUCCCGGUCCCGGGCGGCGAGUUCCCUCCAGCUGGUCGCAGUCAUAGUGUGACCCCCAAAACUCGAAGACCCUCAGCCGGGCUUGCUUAAGAGAAGACGCGGCUGCCCAGCACUUGGGCCCCAGGCGUCCCUUCCCGCUCCUCUGUCGCUCGAGAACCGCCGGGCUGAGUAGCUGGGAGAGGAAGCAGGCCAGAGCCGUCUAGGGCCUCGGGCCCGGGGACCCCUGGAGGAUGAGCUGGCUCUUCCCCCUGACCAAGAGCGCCUCCUCCUCCGCAGCUGGGUCCCCCGGUGGCCUCACCAGCCUUCAGCAGCAAAAGCAGCGCCUGAUCGAGUCCCUUCGGAACUCACACUCCAGUAUAGCUGAAAUACAGAAAGAUGUGGAAUAUAGGUUGCCAUGCACCAUAAACAACCUGACAAUUAACAUUAAUAUAUUGCUCCCUCCACAAUUUCCUCAGGAAAAACCAGUGAUCAGUGUUUAUCCACCAAUACGACAUCAUUUAAUGGAUAAACAAGGAGUGUAUGUUACCUCUCCAUUAGUAAACAAUUUUACAAUGCACUCAGAUCUUGGAAAAAUUAUUCAGAGUCUGUUGGAUGAGUUUUGGAAGAAUCCUCCAGUUUUAGCUCCUACUUCAACAGCAUUUCCAUAUUUAUAUAGUAACCCAGGUGGGAUGCCUCCUUAUGCCUCUCAGGGUUUUCCAUUUCUUCCUCCAUAUCCCCCACAAGAAGCUAACAGAACUAUCAGUGCUUUAUCUGUUGCUGACACUGUUUCUUCUUCAACGACAAGUUAUUCAACAGCCAAGCCUGCUGCACCUUCAUUUGGCAUCCUUUCAAAUCUACCGUUACCUGUUCCCACAACAGACACUUCAGCACCGAUAAGCCAAAAUGGUUUUGGUUACAAGAUGCCAGAUGUCCCUGAUGUAUUUCCAGAACUCUCAGAACUAAGUGUGUCACAGCUUACAGAUAUGAAUGAACAGGAGGAGAUAUUACUAGAACAAUUUCUUACUUUGCCUCAACUAAAACAAAUUAUUACUGACAAGGACGAUUUAGUAAAAAGUAUUGAGGAGCUAGCAAGGAAAAAUCUCCUUUUGGAGCCCAGCUUGGAAGCCAAAAGGCAAACUGUUUUAGAUAAGUAUGAAUUACUUACUCAAAUGAAAUCUACUUUUGAAAAGAAGAUGCAAAGGCAGCAUGAACUUAGUGAGAGCUGUAGUGCAAGUGCCCUACAGGCAAGAUUAAAAGUAGCUGCACAUGAAGCUGAGGAAGAAUCCGAUAAUAUUGCUGAAGAUUUCUUGGAGGGAAAAACUGAAAUAGACGAUUUUCUCAGUAGCUUCAUGGAAAAGAGAACAAUUUGCCACUGUAGAAGAGCCAAGGAAGAGAAACUUCAACAGGUGAUAGUAAUGCACAGCCAGUUUCAUGCUCCACUAUAGAUUUUCCUGAAAGCAUGAACUGCCAAGAGACGAACGGGACACAAAACUAAGCACAUUUAUAUUUAUGAUUUGCAAAUUGGUAUUUCAUCACAGCAGCUGAAUUCAUAGAUACACUAUAUAGAUUAUAUACAGAACUGAGACUGAUUUUGUACAGAUUAGAAUGAUUGCUAUGAUCUUGGCUUUGAGAAAUUUUUCUGUACUAUUUGCACUAAAAAUGUUUAUUUAUUAUUGAUAAAUCCUAUCAUAUUUAAGUUCUACUGCUAUUCCUCUCAUUAUUGGUUAAAUACCUAUGCAUGUAAUUUUAGCUAGUUUCAAUAUUUUAUAAAAUUACUUCACUUAAA